Gymnogyps californianus (California condor) is the source of this 1346-nucleotide messenger RNA. RefSeq names its product ATP synthase membrane subunit k (gene ATP5MK). The record is from RefSeq and is a predicted model, not a curated record. NCBI's taxonomy places the organism in Eukaryota, Metazoa, Chordata, Aves, Accipitriformes, Cathartidae. Bases 56 to 235 code for a protein of 59 amino acids. The transcript is spliced from 4 exons.
GGCGAAGGGCAGAGCGCGGCGGCGGGACGGGAGCGGCGGCUGAGGACAAGCAGCCAUGGCUGGCCAUGACUCGGGAUCUCAACACCAGUUCACUGGAUUUCAGAAGUACUUCAAUUCCUAUACCAUCACAGGCAGGAGGAACUAUGUAAUAGCAACAUACACAGGUGUUGCAAUGCUCAUCUUGUAUUUCAAGCUUAGACCUAAAAAGAAAACUCCUGCUGUGGCAGAUAAGUAAAUGGUUGCUGGCAUGUCUGAACCUCCAAUCUAUGUCAGUGUAAUGCAAGCUGAUGACCUCUUGUGGCUAAUAAAAUAUAAAUAAUUACUUGUUUUAUUGGAAAUAUGAAGUCGUGCAAAAAAGCAUAAAUGUGACACUUUGCUUUUUUUUCCCUCUGUCAAAAAAUAGUUAUUUGUAAUGGAGAUGGAGUAGCUGAUUCCUGUCAUUACUAUCUUAACUAAACUCUUCGGCUGUUAUAACACAUCCUAAAGUGUUCUAAGCACCUGGUAGUAACCUAGGAAAGACAGCAGCAGCAUAAUACCAGCACAGAGCUUAGAGCUGAUCAAAGCAUCUCCACACUUCCAUGUCACAGUGGAUAACAGUAAGCUUACGUGGUUUGCAGUUACCUGGUUGCUCCCAUUUUUUACAUUCCAAGCUAGUAGCUUACAUGGAAACAGUGACUUCUUUGCUAUUAUUAAUACAAUGCAGAUUACAACUUCUGCCUCAGUUGUCCAUAUUUUGCAUAGAAUCUGUUUGGUUUUGAUGGAAAACCUCCCAAAAUAGACUGAUCAAAUUAUAGUAUUUGAGCUUUUUCUGUUACUGGCCUCUCUUGCAGAGGUAACUGCCAGAAAGAAAAUGGCUUACUUUGCUGAUGUUAAGCUCUGGUAACUCUGCAUGUUCAUGAACAGUGACAUAAGUAGUUCAGUGCUUAUUUUUCCUGGACAUAGCCUCUUAAUAAAUGAGGUGUUCCUACCACAAUUAGAUAUAUGCAGCCCCCUCCCUGCCCAACACUAGAACUCAUCUAUCAUGUCCACCACAGUGUCUUUCUAUAUCUCAAUUAACACUCAGUACCUUCCUUAAAUGUCACAUUAGUGCUGGUGUGUGAAUGUGAUUAUACAGCACUGUGCUUCUUGGAAGGGUGCCACAGCAGGGGUUGAACCUGGGACUUCUGAUGCUAAAGCACACAAAUACACUUCCCAAACUGAGGGCAGCAGGAGGUAGGCAGGGUUGCUGGAAAAAAAGGAGAGAGAAAUUACAGGGUCUUUGUGCUCUCUCACUCUAGUUCAUGUAUUCUUAAAGCCAUUUGUACAUGCUGGGCCUUCUGAAUAAAUCUAGUCGUCUUCCUCUCCUA